GGAAGGAUCGCGAGGUCCCAUCCUCUUCACUGUCGCUCAUCCGGUCCGGGGGGAGCUACAGCGCAGUCAGCCAUCAAGUUGUCGCAACUACACGGCCGUCGUUGCGGGCGGCUGCUGGCCGUUCGCUGCCUCCCGCAGGUGAACUGAGACAAAAAUCCCGCGCGACAAUAUGCGUGCCGGAUAAGUUCUAAGAAGGCGCGCUUAAUUCGACUCUCUGUCUGUUGGGAAAGAGAGCGGAAGGAAAAAGAGAGGAAAGCGAAACGAAGUACAGACGGGUUCACUUUGACCGGCUAUGAAUCGACCCGAUAUGGCAACAAUGUCCGACCACGAGGAUACAGUGGCAGGCUCGGGGUACUCCACCCCUGUUCCCGAGCUUGAUGACCACCGGAACCAGACGGCUUCGGUCCAGCGAUCUGACCGUUCUCGUCGGGGCACCUUCGACUCGCUGUACGGCUCUCGCGUUUUGGCAUCCGGAGCCACUCCUGGCGAGCCGCGAGUUCGAGAUUUUGAGGAAGCUGUCGUUGACGAAGAGGCUGGCGAACACUCGCCGACGCUCCGCCGGGCCCGCCGCCCGACUGUCGAAUCGCACUCCGUUCGGUCGUCGUCGCCGCCGAAUUCGGUCAAAGCGUUUGCCGAGGCUCGUCGUCAGCGUGGCUUUUCCUUCACGGAGUCGAAGCCCGAGCGCAAGCCCGAUGAUCCUGAGCUGCAGCGGACCGCGUCGAUCGCCAGUCGCCUGAGCUACCGCAGCAAGCCGCACACCGUCGACAACGCGGACGCUGCGAGUUUGGCCACGAACCGGUCUGCCGAAGAAGAUGUUUGCUUUCCCGUGCAGGACGAGCAGAGGGGCGACCGUCUGCACAUAGACUUCGAUUACCUCGAGAGCUUCAUGAGGGCCGAGCGCGAGGCUCGUCAGAUGGCACGUCGUCCCUCGGCCGCUCGGGUGUUCCCUGACCUGCGAUCCGAAGCCGCUCAGGCAGCCGCUCCGCUGCCAAUGGUCACGAUCGACGGCGACUUUCUGGACACGCCAUGCAGCAGCGAGACCAAGUCCGAGAAGGCCGAGGCGCGGGAACCGGAGGAGCAGGCCAAACCGAUGCAGCCGUCCCAAGCCGAUAGCCGGGUGAGCUUCUUCUCCUCGGCGUGGGAAUCGACCAUUCAUGCCUCCGAUCUCGAAGGCCUGAUCCUGCCUGGGGAGGACAUUCGUGGCCUGUUCACUUUCCCCAAGGGCGAGACCGAUGGCGUCUGGUGGCUCAACAUGACCAAGCCCUCUGAGGAGGAGGUGCGUGCGAUUUGCCGAGCCUUUGGAAUCCAUCCCUUGACCGCCGAAGACAUCACGACGCAAGAAUCUCGCGAGAAGAUCGAGCUCUUUCCGUCGUACUACUUUGCCUGUUUCCGAUCCUUCUACAUCGAGGUCGACCCGGAGACGAAGGAGCGCGAGUUUGUGCCCUAUAACAUCUACGUCGUUGUCUUCCGCGAGGGCACGUUGAGCUUCAGCUACGCAAACAACUCGCAUGCGCAGCACGUGUGGAAGAGAAUCGCCAUGCUGAAGGACUACGUCGCGCUGAGCAGCGACUGGAUCUGCUACGCCUUGAUCGACGACAUUGUGGACUGCUUUGCGCCGGUCAUUAGCAAGCUGGAAGCCGAUUCCGAUCAGAUUGAGGACGAGGUGUUCAUUGCCCGCACGGAUGACAUGGCACAGUUUCUGCGCAAGAUCGGCACCGCCCGCAAGAACACCAUGGCCUUGAUGCGACUGCUCGGCGGUAAGGCCGACGUCCUGAAGGGCUUCACCAAGCGAUGCAACGAGAACUACAAGGUCACGCCGCGCAUGGACAUUGGGCUGUACCUCGGUGACAUCCAGGACCACGUGGUCACCAUGAUGAACAACCUCGGACACUUCGAGAAGAUGCUGUCUCGCGCACACAGCAACUACCUCGCUCAGAUCUCGAUCGACGGCAUCACCCAGGGCACCAACACCAACAAAGUGCUGAGCAAGAUCACGCUCCUGGCGUCCAUCAUCGUGCCGCUGAACGUCAUCACGGGUCUCUUUGGCAUGAACGUCGAGGUUCCCUGGCGGGAUGUCGACUCGCUGGUGCCGUUCUUGACCAUUCUGGGCUGCUUCAUUGCCUUCACGGUCAUCUGUUCCUAUGCGGCCUACAGGAUGAGGAUGCUCUGAGCUGAUAGACAGCGGUGGAAUAUGUCGAGUCGGCUGCAUGUCCGGGUAGAGUUGGACAGGGCGAAAACGGGUGUUAGUAGCAUUCCUCUUUCACUUUCUUUCUCAUUUUCUGCGUAUAGAGAUGUUGCUCAGCAUUGCUGUUCAGAGAUGCCUGUCUAGACGUCUUGACCUCGACAAUGGUGUCUUUAAAUUUAAUAUAGUUCACAGCAGCAUCGAAUGCUGUUGAGAAAUGUGUGUCUCGUUACAGAGUCGACAUGAAGUGAUAGCUCUCGGUCCAAGUGGAUCUUCCUUUGCUCGUUCUCUGCAGUGAU
Messenger RNA from Thermothielavioides terrestris NRRL 8126, 2481 nucleotides. RefSeq lists its product as uncharacterized. The coding region runs from base 317 to 2170 and encodes 617 amino acids. The record is from RefSeq and is a predicted model, not a curated record. Gene Ontology annotation, cellular component: plasma membrane. Gene Ontology annotation, molecular function: magnesium ion transmembrane transporter activity. The transcript has 2 exons. Gene Ontology annotation, biological process: magnesium ion transmembrane transport; intracellular magnesium ion homeostasis. Lineage: Eukaryota; Fungi; Ascomycota; Sordariomycetes; Sordariales; Chaetomiaceae.